Vittaforma corneae ATCC 50505 is the source of this 906-nucleotide messenger RNA. RefSeq lists its product as uncharacterized. The record is from RefSeq and is a predicted model, not a curated record. NCBI's taxonomy places the organism in Eukaryota, Fungi, Microsporidia, Nosematidae. Gene Ontology annotation, cellular component: cytosol. The transcript has a single exon. The coding region runs from base 1 to 906 and encodes 301 amino acids. Gene Ontology annotation, molecular function: protein serine/threonine phosphatase activity. Gene Ontology annotation, biological process: peptidyl-serine dephosphorylation; mitotic cell cycle.
AUGAUUGAAGAAAUUCUACUUAGACUCAGCAAAUGCAUCCAGCCAACCGAAGAGGAGGUCCAAAUAAUCUGUAAUCUGGCCAUAGACAUCUUUUCAAAGGAAGAAAAUGUCGUUUCAGUGCCGUCGCCCGUCACUAUCUGUGGAGACAUCCAUGGCCAACUGCACGACUUAUUCGAACUGUUCAAAAUAGGCGGAAUGCCACCCUACACAAGCUAUCUGUUCAUGGGAGACUAUGUGGACAGGGGAUACCACUCUGUGGAAACGCUUUCCUUCCUCUUGUGCUUGAAAAUAAAGUUUCCAGACAGAAUAUGGCUUCUCAGAGGCAACCAUGAAAGCAGGCAGAUAACACAGGUCUACGGAUUCUUCGAUGAGUGCUUUAGAAAGUACGGAAACAACAAUGUUUGGAAGACAUUUACAGACAUGUUUGACUAUCUACCGAUUGCAGCCAUUGUAAAUAAUGAUACCUUCUGCUGCCAUGGUGGAUUGAGUCCUUCUUUCAGCACAGUAGAUGAACUGAAGAAUUUUGAUAGAAAAAUCGAGAUACCUCACGAGGGAAUGAUGUGUGAUCUGCUCUGGUCUGAUCCAGAGGAGAGCCAUGGGUGGGGAGUCUCUCCAAGAGGUGCGGGAUUCACAUUUGGGCCUGAUAUAACUGAAGCAUUCAACAAAAGAAACAACCUCAGACUUAUAUGCCGUGCACAUCAAUUGGUAAAUGAUGGAUACUCCUGGAAUCACGAUAAAGAGUGCGUGACAAUAUUCAGUGCACCUAAUUACUGCUAUAGAUGCGGCAACUUUGCUUCUCUUAUGGAAAUGGACGAAAAGGGCCACUAUGACUUUACACAGUUCGAUCCUUCUCCCGAGAGGCCAGAUGACUACGCAGUAUCAAAGAUCCCAGAUUAUUUUCUGUGA